UUCCGUGUCACUUCCUUGUUCUUCUGCGGAAGACUGCGGAAACUUUUUCACGGAACAAAGUAAUUUGUAACUUACUAGUGACUGUAUUCGGCCGGGCUAGCGCUAAAUGUGGGAGCCAGACAUCUAAGUCCGUAUUCAUCGGUCCGAGCUGACAGGAAGUUUGAAACUAUGGCUGACAGCCGAGAAGAGGAGAAACGAGAAGGAGACCAGGAGCCUCAGGGCGCCGUGGGUGGGGAAGAUGUCAUCGAUGAUCCCAUCCUGGAACAAGGAGCGGUGGUCCUUAGAGGAUAUGUGAUUGAACGUAUAAACACGGAGGAGCCCGGUCGACACGUCUCCUCUGAGGAGCUGGGCGGAAGGCCAAAUGAACUCCAGGAUCCACAAAUCAAAGAAGUGGUGGAACAGCUGCUCAAGAUUGCAGAUGACUUAAAUAGGAAUGCCGAGUUCCAGCGACUGAUCAACCAGGUUCAAGGCAACUGUGCUCAGGACAUCUUCAUGAAGGUGGCCAGGAACAUCUUCGCUGAUGGCAUCAACUGGGGUCGAGUGGUGGCUCUCUUCCAUCUGGCCUACAGGCUGAUAUACAGGGCACUGACCACCAACCAUGUAGACACCAUCAGAACAGUCAUCAGCUGGGUUCUCCAGGUCAUCAGAGAGCAGCUCUACACCUGGCUCGUACAGCAGGGAGGCUGGCAGGGGGUCAUCUGUACUUUUUCUCGGUGGAGGACAGUAGCUGUAGUAGCAUCAGUUGUAUUGGUGGCAUCUUUUGUUUACUACAGAAAGACCCGCUGAGAGCACCAGACCACUCAGACCACACCCGGGCUGCCGUCUGAUCUCCGGGAAAACGCAGUUUUUUAACAAAGGCAAUUUCUGGACAUUAAUCACAGCCACUCCUCAUCAACCUCCUCAUCAACCUUCUCCAGAGGAGGUCAAGUACAAAAGGGGGGGGACCUCCCCUUUUCUCAGGUUUUCAAGAACAAAAAAAA
Molecule: messenger RNA, 980 nt
Organism: Micropterus salmoides (largemouth bass)
Lineage: Eukaryota; Metazoa; Chordata; Actinopteri; Centrarchiformes; Centrarchidae
Exons: 6
Coding region: 169-786 (205 amino acids)
Biological process (GO): release of cytochrome c from mitochondria; mitochondrial fusion; positive regulation of apoptotic process
Cellular component (GO): mitochondrial outer membrane
Molecular function (GO): channel activity; protein heterodimerization activity; protein homodimerization activity
Source: RefSeq, a predicted model, not a curated record